ACGUUUUGUGCCCCGCCCUCUCUGUCGCGGUGGUGACGUGUCCAAUUCAUGAGGCAAACAUUCUGCGCCGCCUGAAGAUAUCAAGGAUGGGGACCCAAGUAAAAGAUGUAGUGAUCAAGUCUGAUGCCCCCAGUGCUCUACUGUUGGACAAGCAUGCAGACUAUAUUGCUGCCUACGGCUCCAAGAAGGAUGACUAUGAGUACACCCUGUCAGAAUAUCUGCGGAUGUCAGGUAUCUACUGGGGCCUGACGGUGAUGGACUUGAUGGGUCAGCUGACCAGGAUGAACCAACAGGAGAUCUCUGACUUCAUCAAGUCCUGUCAGCACGACUGUGGAGGCAUCAGCGCCAGCAUCGGACACGACCCACACGUCCUCUACACGCUCAGUGCUGUACAGAUCCUCUCGUUGUAUGAUAACGUGAACGUGCUGGACGUGGACAAGGUGGUGGAGUACGUCAGAGGACUGCAGCAGGAGGAUGGGUCGUUCGCUGGAGACAAAUGGGGGGAGAUAGACACACGAUUCUCUUUCUGUGCUGUUGCAACACUCGCAUUGCUGGGUAAGCUGGAUGCCAUUAACAUGGACACGGCUGUAGAGUUUGUUCUGUCCUGUAUGAAUUUUGAUGGAGGGUUUGGCUGCAGACCAGGAUCGGAGUCUCAUGCCGGACAGAUCUACUGUUGUACAGGGUUCCUGUCUAUAACAGGCCAGUUACACCAGGUGAAUGCUGACCUGCUGGGCUGGUGGCUCUGUGAGAGACAGCUUCCCUCGGGAGGUCUCAACGGACGCCCUGAGAAACUGCCUGAUGUAUGUUACUCGUGGUGGGUGCUGGCCUCCCUGAAGAUCAUUGGUAGGAUCCACUGGAUAGACAAGUCCAAGCUGAGGUCCUUUAUUUUGGCCUGUCAGGAUGAGGAGACGGGGGGCUUUGCUGACCGACCAGGAGACAUGGUGGACCCAUUCCAUACUCUGUUUGGCGUAGCAGGUCUGUCUCUGCUGGGAGAGGGCCAGAUAAAGGACGUCAAUCCUGUUCUCUGUAUGCCUGAAGACGUGUUGGCGAGGCUGGGCCUGCACCCAGACCUCCUCAGUUAGCUCUUCACUCGUCUACACACACCAGGGGCGUGGUCACAUCUCUGUUGGCAAUUCAGGAAGAAAACAGACAAUUCUAUUGAAUUUACUGAACUGAACCCCAGCCUCCACCUCCCCACCUCCCCACCUCCCCACCUCUCCACCUCUCCACCUCUCCACCUCCCCACCUCUCCACCUCUCCACCU
Messenger RNA from Salvelinus namaycush (lake trout), 1264 nucleotides. RefSeq names its product Rab geranylgeranyltransferase subunit beta (gene rabggtb). Gene Ontology annotation, biological process: protein geranylgeranylation. Gene Ontology annotation, molecular function: Rab geranylgeranyltransferase activity. Gene Ontology annotation, cellular component: Rab-protein geranylgeranyltransferase complex. The record is from RefSeq and is a predicted model, not a curated record. Lineage: Eukaryota; Metazoa; Chordata; Actinopteri; Salmoniformes; Salmonidae. Bases 87 to 1082 code for a protein of 331 amino acids. The transcript is spliced from 9 exons.